Saccostrea cuccullata (small rock oyster) is the source of this 948-nucleotide messenger RNA. Its product is annotated as neuroguidin-like. The transcript has 12 exons. Gene Ontology annotation, cellular component: small-subunit processome; nucleolus. The record is from RefSeq and is a predicted model, not a curated record. Bases 10 to 906 code for a protein of 298 amino acids. Lineage: Eukaryota; Metazoa; Mollusca; Bivalvia; Ostreida; Ostreidae. Gene Ontology annotation, biological process: maturation of SSU-rRNA from tricistronic rRNA transcript (SSU-rRNA, 5.8S rRNA, LSU-rRNA).
UUUAGCACCAUGUCGACAGAAGAAGCAGCAGAAGCUAUUAAUCUUUUGGAGAACAUGGAAUCCCAGACAGAAGAUGUCAGUAAACUUAUAGACCAUCUCCUGAAAAAGGCCCACGAGAGAGAAUACCAAACAUCAAAAGGAAUCAGCUUUCUGGAAGUGAAAUACCAGCUCUUGUUAAGUUAUUUGAUUAAUCUGACGUAUAUAACAUUACAAAAAUCCAAGGGAGGAAGCAUAGAAGGAGACCCUGCCAUUGAUAGACUCAUAGAAAUAAGAACAGUGCUGGAAAAAAUGAGACCAAUAGACAAGAAAUUAAAAUAUGAAGUUGACAAAGUUGUAAGAACUGCUGCAAGUGGAGGAACAGAUUCUUCUGACCCUCUACGACACAGAGCUAACCCAGAUAAUUUAAUAAGCAAGCUGGAUGAAGAGUCAGAAUCAGAAUCUGAGGGAGAAGAGAAGAAAUCCAAAAUAUAUCAACCUCCCAAACUCACAGCCAUGCACUACGAGGGAGAUGAGACGAUACAGGAUAAAGAAGAUCGGGCUCUGGAGCGGGCUAAAAAGCGGGCACUUAGUACCAGCAUGCUCCGAGACCUGAGGGAGGAAUACAGCGAGGGGCCAACAGAAAUCAGGGAAACAACAAGUAAACAGAGAUCUAAAGCAGAGAAGAAACUAAGGGAGAGAACAGAGUAUGAAGAGGAACAUUUCAUGAGGUUUGCUGUGUCCAAGAAAGAUAAGAAUGAAAUGAGGAGAGUUGCGGGAUUUUCCUCGCUGAAUAAUUUGACUUACUUUGAUGACAUCAGUGCCCUAACAGAAGGCCAAACCUCUAAGGGUGGGUCCUCCAAGAAAAGGAAGUUGAGUGGAAAGGGGAAGAAGGGAAAGAAAGGCUUCAAAAAGAAAAGAAAACAUUGACAUUAUUUAAGGAAUAAUUAAAUUAGAAUUUCUAAAAAAGAG